Molecule: messenger RNA, 2321 nt
Organism: Exaiptasia diaphana
Lineage: Eukaryota; Metazoa; Cnidaria; Anthozoa; Actiniaria; Aiptasiidae
Exons: 3
Coding region: 174-2075 (633 amino acids)
Biological process (GO): protein homooligomerization
Molecular function (GO): protein binding
Source: RefSeq, a predicted model, not a curated record
AAAAUCAUAAUAAAAUUUUUUCCCGGAAACCCAAUCAUUUCGACAGAUAAUGUAACCCUGCUCCGAGGUCACGCAGCGACAAAUGCUUUUCCGCGAAAUCAGUCUGCAGAUCAUUGCACGUGAUAUUGAAACUGAGCAAUAACCUAAAAAAUCAUUUGCCUGAUAUAACAAUAAUGUCUAACGAAGAAGUCCCUACUGACGAGGAAUUGCCCAGUGAAAAAGCAUUCUUUAAGGUCGAUGAGAAAGUGAAAGAAAUACACAGCAUCUUGAAGUGGGAAGUGCAGCGACUCCGCCAAGAGAAAGAAGCGUUCGAUUCAGUCGCCAAGAAAUUAGAACACGUUCACUUCUCGGACACCAUUAAACUCAAUGUUGGCGGACAAUUCUGCACCACAAGUCUUCAAACACUGACCAAAGAUGCUGGAUCCAUGCUUCAUGCCAUGUUUUCUGGUCGUUUUGAUACCAAACCAGCAGAAGACGGCAGCUACUUCAUCGACCGAGAUGGCACGUACUUCCGCUACAUCCUGAAUUACUUGAGAAAUGGUAAACUUCUGCUACCGGAUGACAAGUUGGUUGAGAAAGAAGUCUUGGAAGAAGCAAAAUUCUACCAAAUACAGGGUAUCGUAAACGAACUCACUGCUAAACCUAGCGGCCCUCCUCCUCUCCAACUGAGCAAGCUCUAUGAUUAUUCAAGGAUUCUUUCGACAGCGCAGCGUAUUUAUUUGUCCGCAAUCCAUGGAGAAGACCAGAAAUUCAAGAAGUGCACUCUCCUGUACCGUGGUUCUAGGGAUGGAUGGGCCUCUUCAAUAUUUCAUUCCAAGUGCGAUUCAUUCAGUGGACCAACAAUGGUGGUGAUCAAAAGCACAUGGGGGUACAUCUUUGGUGGAUACACAGAGCAGUCAUGGGCAGAAUGUAACCCUGCUCCGAGGUCACGCAGCGACAAAUGCUUUUCCGCGAAAUCAGUCUGCAGAUCAUUGCACGUGAUAUUGAAACUGAGCAAUAACCUAAAAAAUCAUUUGCCUGAUAUAACAAUAAUGUCUAACGAAGAAGUCCCUACUGACGAGGAAUUGCCCAGUGAAAAAGCAUUCUUUAAGGUCGAUGAGAAAGUGAAAGAAAUACACAGCAUCUUGAAGUGGGAAGUGCAGCGACUCCGCCAAGAGAAAGAAGCGUUCGAUUCAGUCGCCAAGAAAUUAGAACACGUUCACUUCUCGGACACCAUUAAACUCAAUGUUGGCGGACAAUUCUGCACCACAAGUCUUCAAACACUGACCAAAGAUGCUGGAUCCAUGCUUCAUGCCAUGUUUUCUGGUCGUUUUGAUACCAAACCAGCAGAAGACGGCAGCUACUUCAUCGACCGAGAUGGCACGUACUUCCGCUACAUCCUGAAUUACUUGAGAAAUGGUAAACUUCUGCUACCGGAUGACAAGUUGGUUGAGAAAGAAGUCUUGGAAGAAGCAAAAUUCUACCAAAUACAGGGUAUCGUAAACGAACUCACUGCUAAACCUAGCGGCCCUCCUCCUCUCCAACUGAGCAAGCUCUAUGAUUAUUCAAGGAUUCUUUCGACAGCGCAGCGUAUUUAUUUGUCCGCAAUCCAUGGAGAAGACCAGAAAUUCAAGAAGUGCACUCUCCUGUACCGUGGUUCUAGGGAUGGAUGGGCCUCUUCAAUAUUUCAUUCCAAGUGCGAUUCAUUCAGUGGACCAACAAUGGUGGUGAUCAAAAGCACAUGGGGGUACAUCUUUGGUGGAUACACAGAGCAGUCAUGGGCAGGUAGUGGCAACUAUAAAGCUGACAACACCGCAUUUUUGUUCAGCCUGGUGAAUUAUUCAGGGAUAACGCCAAUAGUACAGAUGAAACCCUUCCAGAAUCACGGCAACGCGAUUUACUGCAAUAACGGCUAUGGACCAACAUUUGGUGGCAACUAUGACCUAUAUAUCUGCGACAAUCCACAAUCCAAUAAUUGCUCUUCGAAUAUCGGUGAUACUUACAAGCUACCCUCUGGCCAGACAGCUAAUACUUUCUUAACAGGUGGACAAUAUUUUAAGCUUUCAGAAAUGGAAGUAUAUGGUCUUCAAAAUUAGAAUUACAAAUAACCACUAGUAUGAGAUGAGUAUCCAAUGAUUUAGAAUGUGAUAAAUCCAGACUUUCCGUCGUACAAGACGAAAAUGUAGUCCGGCUAAUACUUAUCCGCAAUUAUAAAAACCAUAGCGGAUACAUCGUUAUUCUCGAAUCAUGUUUCAGUUUUCUAAUUUAAAUCAUAAUGAUCGUUGAUUGUAGUAUAGAGUAAAAUUGAAUAAUCAUAAUAAAUGACAGGUUGGCAUGUUUUA